CAUGCGUUUUAAAUCGCGGAAGUGAGGCGCUGUGUUGUGUUUGGAGCAGAAAGGAGCGCAGAGGUGCUUUUUGAGCGAAGCUUUUCAUUAAAAGAAUCAAACCUCGCAGAGGACGGAGCGCAGAUGGAGGACGACGCUCCCGUCAUUUACGGGCUCGAGUUUCAGGCUCGAGCUCUUACGGCGCAGACAGCUGAGACCGACGCUGUUCGCUUCCUCGUGGGCACGCAGUCACUCAAGUUUGACAACCAGAUCCACAUCAUUGACUUUGAUGAUGAGAAUAACAUCAUUAAUAAGAACGUCCUUCUGCACCAAGCUGGGGAGAUAUGGCACAUCGGCGCCAGUCCUGCAGAUAAGGCUGUGCUUACCACCUGCUAUAACAAAACCAGCGACAGCAGGGUGGUGUCCUGCGCAGCUGUGUGGCGGAUGCCCUCUGACUGGGAGACAGGAAGCCACGAGUCACCUGACGAAUCCGCCCACAACCCCCAAACCCUGGAGCUGCUCUGUCACCUAGACGACAGCACCCACGGCAACGCUGCCUGCGUGCUGUGGGAGCCCAUGGGGGACGGCAAGCGCGUGAUUUCAUUGGCUGAUAACCACGCGCUGCUCUGGGACCUGCAGGAGAGCUCCACACAGGCCACGGUCUCCAGCACCGCCACCCUUGAGGGUAAAGGUCAGCUGAAGUUCACCUCCGGCAAGUGGAGCCCCCACCACAACUGCAGCCAGCUCGCCACAGCCAACGACACGGCCAUACGAGGCUGGGACCUCCGCACCAUGAGUCAGAUCUACUGCAUAGAGAACGCCCACGGUCAGCUGGUGCGCGACCUGGACUUUAACCCAAACCGUCAGUACUACCUGGCCAGCUGCGGGGACGACUGCAAGGUCAAGUUCUGGGACGUUCGCAGCGUGCAGGAGCCCGUGAAGACGCUGGAGGAACACUCGCACUGGGUGUGGAGCGUCCGCUACAACCACAGCCACGACCAGCUGGUGUUGACGGCCAGCAGCGACAGCCGCCUCAUCCUCUCCAACAUGGUGUCCAUCUCCUCGGAGCCGUUUGGACACCUGGUGGAUGACGAGGAGCUCAGCGAGGGGGAGGAGCUUCACCAGGAGGACAAAUACAAACAGACGUUCGUGCCAUGAACACACGAGUCCAUAAAAGAAUUAAACACACGCGACACAGACAGGAACGCUCACGUCAUGUGACGACCUGCGUGAACGACGGCGGGAUGCAGAUUUCUCCAAUUCUGAAUAUGUUUAAGGUUCCAUGAAGGUUUGAGUCGAUGAAACCGGGAACGCUGAGGUUCACAGCUGAACGGUCGCGGGUUCGAACCUCGCAGGUCAACGGUGCCUCUCUCUGACUGGUGACGGCAGAUUUGCUCCUCCAGCGUUCAGAGCAGCGGCUCUGUUGCCACUCGUGGUGCUGAUGCUGCUGCUGCUGACCUGAUGACGCUUGUUUCUAUGGAUACCGCCCAUCAUUGUGUUGGAAACAUUAUCUAAGUCAACCUUUCAGUGAAAACAAGACAAAUGAAGCUGCCUCAUAUUUCACAGCUC
Messenger RNA from Oreochromis aureus, 1548 nucleotides. It is a transcript of the gene eipr1, whose product is annotated as EARP complex and GARP complex interacting protein 1. The record is from RefSeq and is a predicted model, not a curated record. Bases 124 to 1137 code for a protein of 337 amino acids. The transcript has 9 exons. Gene Ontology annotation, biological process: protein ubiquitination. Gene Ontology annotation, molecular function: protein binding. Lineage: Eukaryota; Metazoa; Chordata; Actinopteri; Cichliformes; Cichlidae.